AAAAACCCUUGUUGCUGUCAUAUUAUUUUCUUCCACUGGCCUCCCCAUUUAAAUCAUAGCCCCGUCGCCGCUUUCUUUCUUCUUCAGAGCCAAAAGCACCAUAUCUUAGGGCCCUGCGUCGGCUCCAAUGGGAAAGGGAACAGGGAGUUUUGGUAAGAGAAGGAACAAGACCCACACUCUAUGCGUAAGAUGUGGCCGCCGAAGCUUCCAUCUCCAGAAGAGCCGUUGCGCUGCCUGUGGUUUCCCUGCUGCCCGUAAGAGGAAAUAUAACUGGAGUGUGAAGGCAAUCAGAAGAAAGACCACUGGUACCGGCAGGAUGAGGUAUCUACGCCAUGUCCCUCGCAGGUUCAAGAGUGGUUUCAGAGAAGGUACUCAAGCAACACCUAGGAAGAAGGUUGCAGCAGCUUCUGCUUAAGAGGGGUUAAGAAGUUGUUUCAGAUUAAGCCAUCUUUGUAAGGAAAGGUUUUAUGGGAACAUUAAUCGAAGGGUGUCAAUUACAUUGGAUGCUGUAGUUGCGUUAGUCUCUAUUUUUAUGUAGUUGCUUUAAAUUUUGAACAAGGAUGGAUGAGGCUAUUGUUGUUUGACCCUGAAUUAAUUGAUACUUUUUUUUUUUUUUAAGUUAAUGAUGUUUUGUUUUGGUUAUGAUGCCCGUAUAAUCUUGUUCAUGAUGGUAGAAACAUUUUAGACAUGGUAUUUCUCAAAUUAUUAUCUA
This is a messenger RNA of Durio zibethinus, 712 nucleotides long. Its product is annotated as large ribosomal subunit protein eL37x-like. NCBI's taxonomy places the organism in Eukaryota, Viridiplantae, Streptophyta, Magnoliopsida, Malvales, Malvaceae. Gene Ontology annotation, cellular component: ribosome; cytosolic large ribosomal subunit. Gene Ontology annotation, biological process: translation. Gene Ontology annotation, molecular function: RNA binding; structural constituent of ribosome. The record is from RefSeq and is a predicted model, not a curated record.